This is a messenger RNA of Prosopis cineraria, 1572 nucleotides long. RefSeq lists its product as uncharacterized. The coding region runs from base 254 to 1537 and encodes 427 amino acids. The transcript is spliced from 4 exons. The record is from RefSeq and is a predicted model, not a curated record. Lineage: Eukaryota; Viridiplantae; Streptophyta; Magnoliopsida; Fabales; Fabaceae.
CACAAAUCAGACUUAAGGUAGAGACUCGGACUUUUCUUUGUGGGCACUCGUGAGUGAAGAAAUUGGCGACCCAAACGAGCCUCAAGUGCGUUGUUCUGCACCGGGGCCACGAUCCUGGUCAUUAUUUCAAGAUAUUAUCAUCACAUUGAACAGGAAACUGCAUUAUCGAAUAGAAAUUGUCUUGUAUUCGUUUAUCUAGAGGUUGAAGAGAAUCAUCCAUAAUCAAAUUUCUAUCAUCUUCAUAUAUUCAGAUAUGGGGAUGCUUAAUCUGAUAAUUUCUUAUGAUGGAAAAUGGGAUUUGAACAACCGUUACAUUGAUGAUUCAUACUUGGAGGUGCUUGUGGAAGAUACAACUUUCUAUCUUGAUGUCAUGGAAAUUGUGUAUAAGAAAUUGCAGUUGAAUGCAAGUCAUGAGAUCAAAUUGAUGGUCUCUUUUGAUAUUGAAACUUCAACAUAUAGUAUUUUAGAGGUGAAGAAUGACAAUGAUUUGAUAUGGUAUUUUAAUUUGCUGAGAAACUCUAAUCUCUUUAACUUCUCGUUGAUUGUCUCUAUUUUCAAUGGACCUUUUUCCAUGCAAGAAGUGUUUGAACCUUGCCAUGAAGGAGAGAGUUCCUUAACUUCAUGUUCUUCUACAUUUUCCAAUAACAAGAAUUGUAGCGGACCUGCUGAACUUUUACAAAUGGACGAUAUUAAGGAGGGAGAUGCAUUCUUUAGCAAAUUGGAAGUCCAAAAAGUUCUGCAACUGUUAGCUAUGAAGAGGAAUUUUGAAUACAAAACUCUGAAAUCAAAUGGUCAAAGGCUUGUUGUUGCUUGUAGUGUUGAUGGUUGUAAGUGGUACGUACGGGCCUCAACAAUUUCUUCUACUCAAGUUUGGGUCAUUAGACAGCAUGUAAAAGACCAUACUUGUGCUGUUGACGUCGUGCGUAGUGACCAUAAGCAAGCAACAAGCCUUAUCAUUAGUGAAUGUGUGAAGCAAAAAGUUAUUAAUGGAGAAUGUAAUGACCCAAAAUCAAUAAUUAAGCACAUGUGUAAGGAAUUUGGAGUUGGUGUUAGUUAUUACAAGUCAUGGAGAGCAAAGGAACUUGUUUUGGAAGCAAUUCAAGGUUGUCCGGAGGACUCUUAUGCCCAAUUACCUUCCUUGUGCUAUGCUUUGAGUCACACAAGUCCUGGUACUGUUACUGAUAUUGAUGAUGGUGGUAAUGGUCGUUUUAAAUAUUUCUUUGUAUCAUUUGCUGCUUCUAUUGAGGGAUGGAGCCAUUGUCGACCAAUUAUAUCCAUUGACGGAACUUUUUUAAGGAACAAAUAUGUGGGGACUCUUCUAAUUGCAUGUACUAUGGAUGGAAAUAAUUCAAUCUUUCCAUUAGCAUUUACAGUUGUUGACUCAGAGACUGAUGCUUCUUGGGAAUGGUUUCUAUAUAAGUUGAAGAGUGCAUUAUGCUAUUGUCAAGACCUAGUCUUUGUUUCAGAUAGAAAAAGUAGUAUCCCAAAGGCUGUGUGUAAUGUAUUUUCUAAUGCUACCCAUUGUAUUUGUGUAUAACAUUUGUUGGGUAAUAUAAGAACAAAGUUCAAACA